AAUACAUCACUCACUGUAUUCAAUUAAAAACUAACAGACAGUCUGGACAUGAAUAAAAUUACUUCAUAAUGUAACAUAGAUAUAGAUAUUACCUUUAUUUUGUUAAAUACCGUAUAAGAUCUAGUGGUCUGAAACAAUUAGUUAUACAAAUUUCAUAGACGUUCCAAAGACUAGGAAGACGUUUCUAGGAUAUUUGCGUUAUCUCGGGCAUCUAUCAUCCAUAACUAUAAAUGAGCUUUGUAAACUGUAAGACUGAAUGCUAACAUAUUAACAGACAAUAGAAGGCAGAGAAAGGACAUUCAAAAUUAUCAGGGCAUAUUUGACGAUGUAAAAGUAAAGAUUUUUCGUACGCGAAGGAAUCGUUGGGAGUCACGAAUAUAGAAAACGAUGGUACGGUGCCUGUCCCCUUCGAAGGAACGGAUGGCUUCUCUGCACGCGAUUCACCACCAGGCUCCACUUACAUCCCGUUAAGCCAAAGUUCGAUUUCCUUGUGGAAGUCGGGCGUCGAGGGACGAAACUGUUUCGUGAUUAACGUAGGCACGAGCGAGUGUACUCUGCUGCAAUCGAUUGGUAUACCUGGCUUAUAUGUAGCCCCGGGACACCCAUUCGAGGGUCAGAGUGGAUUCAGAAUGCUAGGAACGAACUUAUCGCGUCGAAGUCGUUUCAGCGGAGGUUCGAUGAGCGCCGCAGCAACAACUGGAAAUUCAGCGACGUAUCUGGCUCGUCCAAGACUUCCUCUUCGAUCCUAUUUAAAACCAAAGUCUACAACCAAUUUGCUGAAUUUCGAUCAAACCGGAUAUGGCCGCUCAAGACGGUUCAAACCAAGAAAAUUAAAUGGAUUUCAAAAAAUCGAUACGACUAAAAAGAAACCGACUGAUUAUACGGAAAUGGCUUAUAGAGAAGCUGUUUCAAAGUUAAAGUAUUUGUUGGCAGAAUCUUACACUCCAAGGAUUCUGCCAAGGAAGUUUGGUCGCAGCAGGGAUAAUUACCAAGAUAGUAAUCCAAGGAUUAAUGAAUCCGAAGAAGACACUGACGAUAGAAGUGUUUUAAGCAACAGUUCUCGGACGAAAGAAUUCAAUGGGAAUUUACCUCCCAGGGCAAGUCCUUAUUUGCCCCAGCCAAAAAAUAUACAUUUGGCAAAAGCAUGCAGUAAUCUAGUUCUGUCAGCGGGAGAUCAGCAAGGUGCUCCACCUGAAUUAGCAUCAUUUAUCGAACGACAAGAAGAGUAUAUAGAACAAUUGGAAAGAGAAUCGCAAUAUUGUAGGGACGAACUUACGAAUUUGCUUGGUAAAGUGAGAGAGGUGGUCGCAGAAAACGAUGCGCUGCAUGAUAAGAAUAAAAAUGGCUUCCUCAAAUCCGUGCUGGACGAGUAUAGAAAUUCCGAAGAGGAGAAUAAAGAUCCGGAGGAAUACAAAUCCCACGGGAAUACUUUGGAUUCAAAAGGGAAGCGCGUUAAGUUGCAAAAGGUCUUAGAAGGUCCCAGUAUCAUGUUCGAAUCGCGUAUCAGUGAAUUAGAGGCUCAAUUAACUCAGGCAAAAGUGGAGUUGCGUAAAGCUCAGGAAGAGAAUCAGUCGAAUAUUAAGAGAUUAGCCGAAAGCGGUGCGACUCCUGGAAGUUCUGAAAUGAAGUCCCAAUUGGAACAGGCUUUAAGGGAUAAGCGUGAGAUUGAAGGGAAACUUGAGGAUUUACAGAGGAGCUUAAUUCUUGCGAGAGAGAAGGAAUCGGAUACGGCUCAAAAAGCAAAACGCGCUCUUGACAUUGUGGAACAAGCACAAUUCGAGAAGACACAAGCAGAGGCAGAGAUCAGGAGACUUCGUGAUGAACUGGAUAGACAGCAUGAAAAGUUAAGGGAAGCUGCACAGGAGGCGAAUAGACGAGUUGCUGAUGAGAGACAUCAGGUUGAGCGUAGAUACAGUCAGCAGGUAGAGCAACUAUCGGCGGAUAUAGCAUCUCAUUGGGAUGCUGCAAGUAAAUCUCAACUAGAGUCAGAAAAGCAACGCAGAGAAUUGGCUGACUUGAGAAGAGAUCUAGCUCAGAAACAAGCAUUGAUCGAUGAUCUGAAGAAGGAGUUACAAAAUAAAAUAUCAAGCUUGCAAAGUGAUCUAAGCCAAGCUGUUGCUGAGAAGGAUGCAGCGGAACAGGAAGUGUCUGCUGCAACAUUAUCAGCAGAGCGUAGCGAACGACAGGCGCGUCAUGAUCAGAGUAGAUUACAAGCCGAAAUCAAUUCUUACAAACAGAGAUUAGAACGAGCGGAUGCUGACUUGGUCCAUUGCCGUAGGGAAAAUUUACGUUUAUCCGAACAGAUAGCGUCACUCGAAAAAGAGAUUGGCAUGAACAAAAUGAUCCAUUCCGAAGCUGUACCCUUGACAGGUGGUUCAUCAGCAAGACCAGAAAAUGAAAAGGAACUGACGUCAAUGAUCAUGAACAUGGAAUCAAAGCAUGCUGCUACAGUGGCCACUCUAGAAGAUGCUAUGGCCAAUCAGGCUUCGCUCGUCUCUCAACUGACCGCCGAAUGCCAAUCUCUCACACAUCGUUUGGAAGCUAACAGCCAGAGACACAAGGAAGAAAUGGACAGCCUACAAACCAACAUAAUGUAUUUAUCGAGCAAGAUACAAGACAAGCUUAAUAAUGAUAAAGGAGUAUCCGAAAAACUAGGUCAGGAAGCACAAAUGUACAAUAAAGGUAUAGCAAACUUGUCUGAAAGAACGUCUGAGCCACAAGAAGUACAAUCAAUCAUUUCGAAAAAGGAUCCAACAAAAGAAGACGCACAAAGGUUUAAUGAAAGACUUAAAAAUCCGGAAAACGAACAAUAUACCGUAAGUAGAAAUCAAGAGGAACUUGAUUCAGAAAAUGACGUACAAAGCGGUCACGUCCAACAAGAACAGUGUGAAUCAGAAAAUCAGCAGCAGGAACUCUCGUCGGAUGUGCUGGAAAACGUUAAUCAGGAAGGAUAUGAUUCUCAAAAUGUGAUGCAAUAUGAUCAGCAGGAAGAUCAAAAUUUGGAUCCUGCGUACAAUGAACAAAUGUAUCAAUAUGAUCAAUACGACCCGAGUCAGUAUGAGGGACAACAAUAUGUUGAAGAUGAUCAAUAUAAGGCUGAGGUUGGUUAUCAAGAUGGGCAAUAUAAUGAGCAAGAAUAUCAAAAUUAUCCUAAUAAUUAUGUGGAGAAACAGAGCACUGAGUUACGCGAAACCGAACAAUCAUCUGAGGAACCCGCACUGGCUGAAGCUCCAACGACGAAUUAGUCUGGAUGAUAAUGUUUCGUAAUUUAUUUAAAAAUAAAAGUGCAAGGCUUGCGAUAAUGAUUUCUCACUGUGUGCAAUAUAUUUCAUGGUGAUUCUUUGUUUCAUAGUGCAAUAGCAAAAUAAUAUUUAUUUAUGCGAGUUCAUAGUUACAUUAACCCUAGAUUUACCAUCUAUUUAUUCAUUUUGACUGGUACUGGUAUAAAUGUCAAUAACAACAAUUAUAUUUGUUACUAAUGUAUAUAAAAUAACAUUAAGUUUAUAAAAUGUGUUCUCUACUUAUAGUUACAAAAGUCAUAACAUCAUUUCUGAUAUCAAAUGAUAUAUGUAGUAGGAAUUUUGAAUUGAAAUUGCACGACCAGUCAAAAUGACUGGUCUGGUAAAUCUAAUGUUAAGAAUGACUUUUUCGAUAUUGAAUGGAGAUUCCAUAUUAUGUAGGUGUGUAAGGGAAGAGUAACAAUUGACCUUUAUACAUGUAAUAAAAAGUAAUUAAAGUAAUUAUUAAAGUCCUCGACGCUUA
Messenger RNA from Cephus cinctus (wheat stem sawfly), 3762 nucleotides. Its product is annotated as serologically defined colon cancer antigen 8 homolog. Gene Ontology annotation, cellular component: centrosome; centriole. The record is from RefSeq and is a predicted model, not a curated record. The coding region runs from base 630 to 3245 and encodes 871 amino acids. Gene Ontology annotation, biological process: neuron migration; tube formation; establishment of cell polarity. NCBI's taxonomy places the organism in Eukaryota, Metazoa, Arthropoda, Insecta, Hymenoptera, Cephidae. The transcript has 9 exons.